This is a messenger RNA of Heteronotia binoei (common prickly gecko), 7083 nucleotides long. It is a transcript of the gene LMTK1, whose product is annotated as apoptosis associated tyrosine kinase. The record is from RefSeq and is a predicted model, not a curated record. The coding region runs from base 872 to 5515 and encodes 1547 amino acids. NCBI's taxonomy places the organism in Eukaryota, Metazoa, Chordata, Lepidosauria, Squamata, Gekkonidae. The transcript is spliced from 15 exons. Gene Ontology annotation, biological process: peptidyl-tyrosine autophosphorylation; brain development. Gene Ontology annotation, molecular function: protein tyrosine kinase activity; ATP binding.
GACGAGCGCUGCCCGGAUCCUUCCUCCACCCCCCCUCCCCUUCCCUCUCUUUCCUUGCUGCUUACUGCAGUGUUAGGGGGAGGGCAAAGCUACAGCAAGAUGGCGUUGCUUUUUCUCCUAGGGUCAGCACUGGAACAGCUCCUUCCUUUGCACUCCCACUAGGACCGGCAGCUGCUCUUGAAUGGUGCACCAGCUCUGCAGCCUCCUAUCUUACCCUGGUAUUAUCGCUGCCGUGAACGACCCCCGCCCUCUCCCUUCAGCGGCUUUUGUUUUGGUGCAAAGCUUUCCCUCCCCGUGUGACUGCCGGGGAGGGGGGGCCGGGGAGUGUGUGAUAACAUUUCCCCCCCAAGAAAACACUCACUAGGAUGAAUCUAGGCUGGACCCUGCACCGCGUCAGGUGCAAUUCGAUUUUGCAGGCAGCUUCUUAACAGUUUUUUGUAUUAGGUUUUGGGUUUUUUUUAAUUUUGCAUUUGGCGCCUCGAGUGCCAGGGUGUUUGCAGUUAAAAGGGGGGGGGGCAGCUUUCUUAUGUUACCACUUGCAGCUGCGGCAAUUACAGCCUGAACCCCUUAAUCUUCCCAUGGAGGAUCUAAUCUGCUAAAAAAAAAAAUACCUGAAGGAGACGCAUUGGAAUAAUAACAUGGAGGAAGAGGAGGAGCUGCAGUACUGAAUUCCCCGGCUGCGCGAUCCAGAGGAGAGAUGGUGGUUUUUAAUGUGGCACCAGUGCAAGUUCUGGAGUUGUGAGAGCUUUGAAAGCCCCCCUUUCCCACCGCCUCACCUGCCCAGUGCCUGCCGCCUCUGUCAUUUAUUUUUGAUUCCUUUUCUCUCUUCCUCUCAUCCCCCAUAACCCCCACCCCCCUUUUCUGCUUUGCCAUGGGAAUGGUGGCAGAUCUCUUGGCUAUUGUCAUGUCGGCUUCAUUUUUCAACCCCAGCUUUGCCUUCAGUUCGCACUUCGACCCCGAUGGCACUCCCCUGACUGAGCUUUCCUGGUCUUCUUCUCUGGUGGUUGUGGCCGUUUCCUUCUCUGGGCUCUUCACCUUCAUCUUCCUCAUGUUGGCCUGUCUGUGCUGCAAGAAGGGGGGCAUUGGCUUCAAGAGCUGGAGAAGCGAACCCCGAGAGAAGAGGCUGAGGAUGGUUUUGAAGUGUCUGCCCUGCACGGGGGCCAGCACAGUGCCAAAAACAGCCUGUAAUGUAGAACUGGGGAACCCUGGGCAGCCCUCCCCCUGCCCCCUGACCAAGGAAUUUGAGAAUGCUGAAGGAGAAGAAUAUGCCAGUGAGUUCUCUGCCCAGGGAUCACCUGCCACGCAGAAUGGCCCUGAAGUUUACAUUCUGCCUCUCACUGAAGUCUCCUUGCCCAUGUCCAGGCAGCCUGGACGCUCAGUUCAGCUCCUCAAAUCCACUGACCUCGGACGCCACAGCCUGUUGUACCUCAAGGAGAUUGGCCAUGGAUGGUUUGGUAAGGUGUUCCUCGGUGAGGUGAAUGCAGGGCUCAGCAGCACUCAGGUGGUAGUUAAGGAGCUAAAGGCCAGUGCCAGUGUACAAGAUCAGAUGCAGUUCCUGGAAGAGGCUCAGCCAUAUAGGGCACUCCAGCACACCAAUCUCCUGCAGUGCCUGGCCCAGUGUGCAGAAGUCACACCCUACCUGCUGGUGAUGGAGUUCUGUCCAUUGGGUGACCUGAAGGGCUACUUGCGGAGCUGCCGUGCGGCCGAGGCACUGGCACCUGACCCCCUGACAUUGCAACGCAUGGCCUGCGAGGUGUCCUGUGGCCUGCUGCACCUUCACCGCAACAACUAUGUACACAGUGACCUUGCACUGCGGAACUGUUUACUCACAGCUGACCUGACUGUCAAAAUUGGCGAUUAUGGUCUUUCUCACUGCAAGUACAAAGAUGACUACUUUGUGACAGCUGACCAGCUGUGGGUGCCAUUGCGCUGGGUGGCUCCUGAACUCAUCGAUGAGGUACACGGCAAUCUGCUUAUUGUUGACCAGACCAAGACCAGCAAUAUCUGGUCAUUGGGUGUGACCAUCUGGGAGCUCUUUGAGCUGGGAGGCCAGCCCUAUUGUCACUAUUCAGACCGACAGGUGCUCACUUAUGCCAUCAAGGAGCAGCAGCUUAAACUUCCCAAACCAAAGCUUUCACUCUCACUCUCUGACCGCUGGUAUGAGGUGAUGCAGUUCUGCUGGUUGCAGCCAGAGCAGCGCCCCACUGCUGAGGAGGUGCACCUGCUGCUCUCCUACCUAUGUGCCAAGGGGGCUUCAGAAGCUGAGGAGGAAUUUGAGAGGCGCUGGAACUCCAUGAAACCCGGCGGUGGUGGAGGCUCAGGCUCUGGCUCCAGCCACAUGGGUGUUGAGCUUUCCUCUUUUCCACUGCUGGAACAUUUUUCCAACGAUGGCGAUGAUGUUCUGACUGUCAUGGAAACAAGCCAUGGCCUCAACUUUGAGUACAAGUGGGACCAAGGCAAAGCUGAACAUCUCCCAGCCUCAGCCUUGAGCCCUCAUGGACCUGCCCACUAUCAGGAGCUCUACUACUCAGCCAGCAGCAGCAGCGGAGGGGGCAAGCACCUCAGCCUGGGCGUCUCACCCUCCUGCUAUGAGUGCAAGGCACAAAGCUGCCCUGGUCUGCACACACCAGGUGUGGUUCCUGUGCUGAGUGCCCACAGUCCCUCACUUAAUAGCGAGUACUACAUUCGCAUUGAAGAAGCAGCCUCAGAGGGUAGUGGGGCUGACUUGGAUUACACUAUGUGCUCCUACAGUCCUGAGUUUGGCUGUUCAGCCCGAAGCUGGCAAGUCAAGGAGGGCCACUACGAAUCAAGCAACAGCCCUACUGUCUCACUCACCAUGGAGCCUCUUCUGGGCCACUCCGCACACACUGACAGUCACUGGGAACCCCCCGAAUACUACUCCUAUGGAGGACAAGGGGACAAGGAAGACCCAUACUAUGAGGCCUCCCCAAGGGAAAGUGCUGAUGACUACCUGCUGAAAGAGCCCAGUGGCUCUGAGUGGCCUGUUCCAGUUUCACAGAAGAGUGUCUUCACUGACCCACUGGGUGUGUCGCCGUCAAUGACCUACAGCUACAAGGAGGCCACGUCAGAGUGUGUCACUCUGGACCUGGAUGAGGAGAACUCUUGUGGCAGCCCCAGAAGUGAAGUGGGUGAGAAUGAUGAAUCCCCUUCCUCCAGCAAGCAUUGGAAAUCCAACACCUCAGCCAAUAACAACAGCUGCCGCUCACUAUCUCCCUGUGAGCCGCCUGCCAAUGACAGCUGGUGCUACCGGCGCAUGAUCACCUUCCAGGGGCUCAUGGCAGAACCGCUGUGCACGGUACCCCGGGAUGAGCCCACUCUAGGGCUCAAGGAUCUGCGAGCUGCACUGCUGGGUGGGGAGUGCGUGGCGUCAUCUCAUGCAGGCUCCCCUUGCUUAGAUACUGAGUUGCUGACAGAGGAAAAAGAAUUGGCUGAUGUUGCUAGUAAUGAGGUCAAUAGAGAGGACUCCACUGAUUCCUGGACUGAGAGUGGAGAAGGGGGCCCCCAGUCCACUGGGCCACUGCUGGAGGAACUGCACGUGGGGACAUCGUUAUCUGUGCCAGAACCAGCUGUCAGUAUAGACACUGGGGAUACAACCACACCGGCCGAAUUAAUAGAUGACACACCAGUUGUUGGGGAAGAUCCUGCCCUUAUAGAAGAGGCUUCAGUUGAAUGUCCACCCAAGAUGCUACAGGAGAUCAACCUAGAAAAUGGCAAAACUAUCAGCAGUGAACAGGACCAGACACCAGACAAGACAGUGUCAAGCGCUAGCUUCCCUGAUAUGGAUGAGGCUAGUGAUGAGGAUACAGCUGAGGAUACUUUGGGAGGUUUUGCUGACUUCUCAGUUGAUUGUGUUGAACAGCAGGAUAUACUGCCUGCCUUCAAGUCUUUGCAGAAGCAGGUGGGGACUCCUGACUCUUUGGAGUCAUUGGACAUUCCUUCCACCACCAGCUCCUGUGAGGCAUUCAGCCCUACAGCCUAUGUAUCCUCAAGCCAGCCUAAGGCCCUGGACAGUGGGUAUGAUACAGAGAACUAUGAGUCUCCUGAAUUUGUCCUCAAGGAGCCUCAUGAGGCACGAGAGCCUGAAAACUUUGCCCAGGUAGGAAAGUUGCAAGAAGACAGGGAGGACUCAACCAAAGAGCUAAGUCUGUCAAGUUCUUUCAGUGCUGAGCUGCAUGUCUUAGAUGAGAAGAACCCUUACCGUGACUCAGCCUACUUCUCUGACUAUGAUACUGAAGGGGGAACUCGGGAGGAUGGGGAAGAGGACAGUGAUGGCUCUGAAGGGCAUGAGCCAGAACCUGCCCAGGUAGUCUUUGAAGGGGUAGGGAAGGCCCCUAACAAAAAUGGCACUGAGGGUGAGUCUGUGCCUCCCUGCCCUGAGUCUACUGCCCCCUGUGGAGACAGUGUGGGCUGUACCUUUCCAGAGGAUAAGGAACAAGUCAUGAGGGAAGGAACUCCUAGGGAACCACAGGAGCUGCUGGUAAAUGGAGUUGCUGUUGAGGAGCUGGAGUUAAACUCAACAGGGGAUGAGUGUGAAGGGACUGUUGUUGUUCCCUCUCAGUUGGCUCCCACCAGAUCUUUUUUCUUGUCACCUGUGGUCAUAAGUUCAGAGGUGCCCAUCCUGGUGGUUGAGGGAGAUGUGGGGGCAGGAAAUGCAGGGCUGGAGAGUGGGUCAAGAGAACCAGAAGGUCCUGGAGAACUGCAGGGGACUGGCGAGAGUGAGGAGCUACAGAGCAAUCCUGCACUCUCCAGUCUCUCACUGGACCUGUCAGUGGUGCCUUCCCAGCAGUCAUCUGUUCCCACUGAUCCUGAGGAAGAGGAAGACGACACAGAGGACAGUGAUGAGUCUGAUGAGGAACUGCGCUGCUACAACAUCCAAGAGCAGAGUGAAGAGAGUGAGGAGGAAUCGCCUACGGUGCCCAUUGUGGUGGCAGAGAGCCACAGUGCUCGCAACUUGCGCAGUCUGCUCAAGAUGCCCAACCUGCUGGUGGAAUCCUUCUGUGAUGACCUUGAACGCAAGAAGAAAGCUGUCUCCUUCUAUGAUGAUGUCACUGUCUACCUCUUUGACCAGGAAAGUCCCACAAAGGAACUUGCAGACCAGUCUUUCCCAGAGGUCACAGAGCCAGGCCUGGCCCACUCUGUGCAAAAAGAAGGCGACAGUCUUGCAAGCGCUGCAGGCGGGACAGAGACACCAAACAGUUCCUCAGAAGGGAGCACCUCUGAAGAGAGUAAGGGUGGUGGUUUUGAAUGGGAUGAUGACUUCCCUCUCAUGCCAGUGAAAUCGUCUCUCAUGCAGACAUUAACAUCGGCAGUGUCUGAGCCAGCCCUCCCCAGACUGCCACCCACACUAGGGCCCUCUCAGAAGCAGAUGCUGCCCAUUCAGUUUUCACGCUUCACUGUCUCACCUGCCCCAGUGUCACGGUUCUCCAUCACACAUGUCACUGACUCAGAUGUCAAGUCUGUAGGAGGAAGCAGUGAAGAUGGCGACCGAGAGUGAGCUUGGCCACAUGUUCUCUUUUUGGACUUUUCAUCCUGACCCCAUAGCAUCAGUUUCUGCAUCGGGGCAAAGGAGUAAGAAUUGUGACCCAGAAUCUGGGUGGAACAGAAGAACUCUGUGGGGGCCUCGCUCUAUUUUUUUAAGAGGCAGAUUUUAUUGGACAGAUCUCAACUUUGGGCUGCUAGGGCUGGAGUUGCCACAGUGAGGCAGCUUGGGAUAAGUGCAUGAAUGUGUGGAUGUGUGAGUGUAUGAGUGUGUGCGUGUGUAUGUGUACAGAUAGACAUAUAGAACCUAUAGCAUUUAAAGGGUAGAGCUGUGACCUCGUUAACAUCGCUGCACCUCCACCCAAACCAUUUUGUCACUCCUUUCUCCAGCUCACCCUCUUGAUCUCUUGACCCACAUUGGCUUCCCAAGUUGGGCCACUGCCUUGAGACACCAACUUCUGCCUGUUCUCUCAGCUUGUCACGUGUCUUUUCCAAGUCCUAUGUUGGGUCUAGGGAGAGCAUGUAGCCAUGCACCCUGUGCCAUUCAGACAUGCUUCAACUAGGCACUGGUACUCCUGUACACCUUCUGUGCCGCUCAUUUAACAUGCUUUAACAGGCAAUCAGCUGGAACUGCCAGGCUUGGCUGUGCAGGAAGGGGAAAGGCAAAGGAAGAGUAGAAGACCAAACGCAAGGGACACGUGGGGCAGCUAGCCAUGGAGGUGUAUUAUUUUAUUUGCAGGGUGGGGGCACACCCAUGUUCAGCAUCCAAUUCUCCUUUUUGCAAUGGAUCCCCCUCUUUCCCCAAUAUAAACAUUCUUGCUACUGUCAAUUUGCUGCUGUUUGCACAACUCAAGUAUUUGGGGAUUUUUUGGUUUCCAGUCUGUUCCCUGUAUUGCAGUGAGCCUUGGUGAGUGAUCAUCUCGUCCUGAUAACUCAGCUGCAGGGAAUACCUCCACCUCUGUGAUGGACAAGAUCACCCUGGGCCCCCAGAGGCAUGGAAGCUGUGCCUUAAUGAUCUUAGGCACAUCGCGUCUCUAUCUUACCCUCUUGGGAAGUAACAUUUUUGGAGCCUAGGGGAGUUUUUUGGCUUGUUUGUUUGGAGAUGGCAUAGGCAGGCAAUAGAGGGGAGGUGCAAGAAAUAUGAUGUCUGAAUUCAUAACCAGCUGGGAGGGACCAUGUGGUAUUGGGAGCCACAUACGGACUCCUCCUCUUUCAUCAUCCCCCACCCCGCUUGCCACAGUCUUUGUGUUCUCUUUGCCACAGUAUUAUGUGGGUUGAAGUCUUUCUAGGUGCCAUGAGGUUGCACCCUGCAGAGCAGAAUUAUACCAGAGAGCCAAGCCGUGCAAUGUAUAGAGGGUCUCCUGCUUCCCUCCACACCCCUUCCAGUCAUUCACAUGCAGGAAGAGUCUCCAGGUAAGACAUAUAGCAAAAAGCGGGUCAAAUUGGCACCCAGACUAUUUGUCUAUGAAAUGGACUGUGCCCUUGCUGUAUCACCUGCUCUAACAGAGCUGUGGGUUUGUUAUUGUUGCCAAAGAGAUGUAAAAGAAGUUAACUUUUAGCUAAGUCCUGGGGAAGAGAAAAGGG